CGUGUAAUAAAUGCCAAUGAAGUGCACAAUAGAGACAUUCCUCUAUAUUUCUUCACUAAAAUACAGAUUAUCAACCAGUUGCACAAACCAGGUGUUUGACCCUCCGUAAAAGCCAGUGAUUCAACUUUUAUUGUUAGCGAGACUCGUAAAUCAUUCUUUGCAGGUCUCCCUCUUUCUCUGCUCCCUCUUUCUCUAUUGCUAUUGCUCCAACAGCCUUCAUCUUACCGGAGGGAAUUCUUACCGAAACUUUUCAACUUUUCUCCACUGCGUGUAAUUCAAUCGGAAAUAUACCCGCGUAGAAUUUGACACGGAUAAAAUUUGGACUCGGUCCAAACCAACAACAAGUAGAAUUUGAAUUAAUUCGUAAAAUCUUCGCAACCACCGCUCUCAUAGUUUAUUUCUAAAUAUAUUAUGAGCGAAAUAUCAAUAUCUCGCUCUCUCUGGUGAUUCAACUCUCAUAAAUGCAAACCUAAAUACAAUUCUGACGCGAGUCACAACCUGGGUGACUUAAGAAAGCGGAGAAGUCAGUACUUACGACGACCAUCGAACGAACGAAUAUCGAGUUCUUCUUCUCUGUUAUUGUUAUUUAAUCGGCAUCGAUGUUACUAUCAUUAGCCGGAUAUCUACAGCUCAAGAAUGGCAACCGGGAAAUGAGCGUGUCACCGAGCACGAAAGAUCAGCCGAGCCUCGAGAUGGACGGAACGCGUCUCGAGGAGGACAACAGCUUGAAAGUGUCGCCUGUUCAGAACGUGGCCAGGCAGGAUUCAGGGGUCCCGGAGGAUCUCGCGUCGCCGCUGGCCGACGCCGAUAAGCUUCCCAACGAGGACCCGGAUUCCACGAUGAACAGCGACUGCAACAUCACCGUGAUCCACGUGACCGCCGAGUCGACGGAAGCGGGCAAACCUGAUCAUCCGGCUCUGAGCAACGACAAGAAGGAUUAUACGGGCGAGGGGAAGGAUAGCAAGGACGGAAGCGACAGUGGGGUGGAGGGUUGCGCCGCCGAGGUCCCGAGGGUACGAAGUCGAAACAGCAUCGAUUACGCGAGUAGUUGCGGCGGCCUUGACGAGGCGUCCUGCGAUUCCAGUCUAGUCAGCUGUUGCUCCGUGUACGAGGACCCAUGCGCAACUUUACCCGACGAUGUCAGGUUGACCACCGGUGGAGAGGGUACCAGCGAGGGCGGCAGCGAAAGUUCCUCCAUAGCGGGUAGCGUUUCCGCCCGUGCGAACCGAACCAACGUAAAGAGAACGAUACCCGCUUCUACCGCGAGCAAAAAGAAGGGAGCCGCGGCGGAGAGUCAGAAAGGGACGAGGGUAAAGCCGGCACCGUUGAUUUCGGCCGCUACCCCACGCUCCAAGCCGCGUACCGCUACGCCGAGGAAUAUUCUGAGCAAAGCGCAAGGGCCCGUGGCGAGGGACAGAGCCCGGUCCAGGGAGAAAUCGGGAAUCAGAGAAGGAAAUAAUGAUAACACGGCAAGUAACAGUCGAGUGUCAACGACAUUCCGUUCAGGUGCGACCCAAAUGCUGCCGCGAACGAGGACGAGACCUAUUCCUGAUUCACUGCCGUCUAUGCUCACCACAGAGAUCAACAAGGAUCUGGCGCAGCGUGGCCGAGGUCAGAGUGGCAGCUGCAGAUCCAGGGGUGGGUCCAGCACGCGUGGCGCUCGCACACCUAGCUCGACGCCGUCCGAAGAGGUUAGAAAGCCUCUGUCCACCGCCAGGGUGUCGUACGCCGGACGCGCACAGGUGGAAACCGCGAAACCUUCGUCUAGAUCGGACAAGAUGAGCGCGAUAAGCGCGGAUAACAAAGCUCUGGACGCGUAUGCCACGUUGCCCAGAAGGAACAGGAAUAAGAUGAGCAUCGCGAAGGUCGGCGAGAAGGGGGACAAAACGAUUAGAAGCAGAUCCGGAAGCAGAGACGCGAGUUUAAACAGGCAGGUUGAGAAGAAGGGUAACAACGCGAAAGAGAAUUCGGCGCACAAAAGUCUGCCACCCUAUCCGAGGCACAAGAUUGCCGAGAAGACGCGUAUUUAUCAUGAAACGAGCGUGCAAACUGGUCUGACCGGUCACGACAUCGAGAAUGCUUUGUCCGGAGUGCCGGGUGUUGUCACCGGGCCGGAAGUGGUCGAGAGGUUGCACGAAGGAUGCCAGACGGAGGGCACGUGGGAGGACAUGCAAGCGAUGCAGACUGACUUGAAACGAUUAAACGAAGAGGCGACGCAACGGAAAGAGGAGAACGAGAAGCUGAAGGCUGAAAUUGUCGAGGUGAACCGUCUUCUCAAAGAGGAACAGGCGGAUCACGCGUUCGCGCGCCAAGAAUUAGAUAGAAAUGCGCAACGAGUAUUGGCGAUGCUUGGAACUCCGCAAUCAGAGCAUGCAGAAGGGAGUGACAGUUUCUUGGAGUUGGAGUGUCAUUUGCAAUCGUCUGGACAAGUUGUAGCAAAUCAACAGUUGGAGAUAGCUGAUUUACAAUCUUUGUGCCGUAUGUUGAGUAGGGAUUUGGAGAAAAGUUUGGCUGCUCAGAAAGCGUUGCUACAACAACAACAAGAAUUGGAGGCAGAAUCGGCUGAGAUGCAAGAUUUUCUACAAGAAGAAAAAGCCACUUUGGCGGAUGCUCUAAAAGAGGCUGAAACAGAGCUUGCAAAAAAAGAAGAACUAUUAACGAAACGCGAAUUAGAAUUAGAAAGGCAAACCGAAGAAUGUAAGCAUUUAGUACGAAUUAGCGAACAACGAAGACAAGAAAAUUUAUCUAUGAGCAUGAAAUUAAAUGCAGUCGAACGACGAAGCAGGGAACUUUUACUCACACAGGGAGCUGCCGUUUCCGGAGCUGCGGUUGCGCUUUCCGGUCUUGGAACUAGGCUAGAAGGAUUAGUAGACCAAUUGAUAACAUCGUACAGUAUCUCAGUAAAAGAUCUUGAAGACGUGAUAUAUCACAAUGAAGCAUAUAGCAGAAGCAACAGUAGUGUCGAAUCGAGUCCAGUUAGCUCUAAGCACAGCCUGAAAGAGUGUACACCAAGUCCAAAGAGUGGAUCUUUCGUUUCCGCAGUGAUUGGAGCGAUCCGGAAUGCGGCGACGCAUCCUUUUGCAACGAAAAACACUGAUAAAAAAUCUUCUUUAGAAUCAGCCAAACAAAUAUAUAAAGAACUAAGUAUGGAAUCAUCGUCUGAUUUGCUCGAUUUUGAAACCGAGCCAUGCCUGAUGAUGGAAAGCGUGUUAGAGGAUGUUCCCUUACCCGAUACGUACUCGCACAACAUGGUGUCGAGUAGCGAUUCCCUUCGCAGAGCUUUAAGCUUUCCGGAAACCGUGGACGAAGGUAAUCUCAAAAAGACGCGUACCAAUGAGGAGUGUUCAAGUCUUACGAAUCUCACACAGGCAAUUUUGCAUCGUCGUAAGGUUGAAAAUGAGGAAGAUGAUGAUUGCGAUUCUAUCAGCGAAUCUGAUACCGGUACGAAUGAUGGUCCGUUAGCUUCGGAUUAUUGUCCGGCUGUUAGUCUUGUUGAUCAAGUUAUUGAUGUAGAUAAUCUUGUUACGAAAUUACUAAAAGUAUUGCGAAUAAUACAGCUCGAUAAUGAUACAUGCAUACAGGAGCUGAAAGAAGAGAAGUCUGAGUUGGAAACGAAAUUGGAAGUGACCGUGACGGAGUUGGAAGAAUUGCGUAAAAUUGUGGACAACUUGCAUCAAUCGGACGAAAUUCUGAGCAACAGUUCGGACAGGAGACGUAGCGUGAUGGAAAACUGUCGUUUGCUGAUCAAAGAGGCGGGUAAGGAGGAAUUAAAAUUUGACGAGCCCGCAGUUGGUAAUAAUAGUGGUCCUGGAGGAGCUACAAAUUGUGAAGAUCUCAACGCGAACAUAGCCGCUCAACCAUCUUCCUAAACACAUUUCCUUUUUAUUUUUUAUUUUUUUUUUCUUUUUUCUUCUCCUUUUGUUGUUAUCAUCUCUUUUAUCUUUGACGAUGUAAAUCUUAUUAUUGAUUCUAUCUGGUUUCAUAAUCAUUCGUUGUUGAUGCCAAGAUAAGAGAGCUACGUCGAAAAUCGCUCUAAUGCGUAUCAUCUGAAAGAAUCGAGUCUCUGAAAGAAUUGAUGCUCGAGAUAGUAUAUUCAUAUUAACUGUUUUUUUCGACGAUCGUGUUAAAGUGAUUAGAUGAUAUCGUAGAUCAUAAAUAAUAGGCAUUUUGCGUGUGUCGAAGUCAUGUACAGCUUUCUUCGUGCCGUCAUAUUACGAAAGAUAUUCAUGCGUAUUGCUUUAGUAUAUUUUAACGUUGAAAGACUUAUAAUAUGUGUACAUAACAAAAUAAAUUUCUCCUCAUAAUUUCAAAAUUGGAUUACGUAGUUAAUAAUUCAUGAUUCGAUAUUUUAACGUAUAACUUAGGCUUUCACAAAGAUAUAAUAAUUUAAAUAUUGCCCUUGGAGUCAUUAUCAUUCAUUUUAUAAUAGUCAACUAUCUCACAUUAAUAUUAAACGCGAUAAGAAGAAUAUAUAUAUAUAUAUAUAUAAAGGAAUUCCUUAAGAAUAAUUAAUUGCAUUGAUAAAUGAAUUUCCUUUUUCAUGCCCACCGAAUUCCAUUUUCAAUAUUCACGUUUAUAUAUGUUAUUAAUAACAAAUCUUUUUUUAAGAGUAUUAAUCCAUGUAUAGAAAGGAAUGCGGAUAUAUUGUAAUGUACCUCCGUUUAUUGCUUAAUUCACUUUUUCGUUGGAAUAUUGGUAAUAAAAGUACGGACAAUGUUUAAUCUUCUAAAACGUGAAAUAACAACAGGGUACAUUAGUUUUAUAUUACAUAGCGAGGAUUUGCGGUCAUUUUAAUUAAAUAUUGAUGAAUAUGAAUCAUUCAAAUAAAAUGAAAUAUUAUAUUAUUCAUAAUUGGUUGAUUCAUCAUUUGUCGAUAUUUAAAUAUCCUUGCUAUCUUAAACGUAAUUACAAACUUAUUCGGGAAUAUCUUUCGUUAAUCUUUAAUGAAACAUCUUUAAUAAAAAAAAAAAAAAAUGAAAAUGAAAAUGAAAAUAAACAAAUCGAUAUUUAUCCCAAUGAAAAAUUAUUCCCAAAAAUGAAAUGAAAAACGAAUUCAAAAAGAGAAACAUACAUCUUAUUCCCAGAGCUGCUUUCUAUUUUAAUGGUGAGAUAUAUUUGAAAAACAUAUUCUUGUACACGCUUCCAUAAGUAUCCGUCGACUAAGUUUUUGAAAACAUUGUAUAUACAUAUAUGUAUGUAAGUGGAUAUUGUGCAACUUACUCUAUUUUACUCUGAUUCAAACUCAAAAGAUUUUUUUUUUAUAUAUAGAUUUUCUUUCCUUUCUUUCCUUCAAUACUACAGGUUAUUUACUGUGUAUCGCAAUCUGUAAAGUUUGUGUGAAAGUGAUUUUUUUUCGUAUCUUUCUUUCUUCUUCUUUUUUUUUUUUUUUUUUUUU
Molecule: messenger RNA, 5395 nt
Organism: Apis mellifera (honey bee)
Lineage: Eukaryota; Metazoa; Arthropoda; Insecta; Hymenoptera; Apidae
Gene: corn
Exons: 12
Coding region: 600-3869 (1089 amino acids)
Source: RefSeq, a predicted model, not a curated record